AUGGUCACCGCUAGUGGGACGUCAUUCUUUAAGGGUGUGUUGCUCGGCAGCAUUUCCGGGGUUUGGGGAACUGUGUUCCGCCAGGGUCACAUCCCACACGGACGUCCCACUCAAGACCUAGAACACCACCACCUUCGUCCUCCCAGCCGAAAAGAUUUCCUAAACGUCUCAAAACCGACACUCGUGGAGCUCAGCAAAAGUAUCCGUGUUUUUUGAGAACCGGAAGAUGAGUGUUCCUGGUCUGUGCCAAAAGAGACUUGGGCCAAACACUGUGACAAAGCAGAGCUCUUCGGUCCUAACAAUGAUCAUCUGUUCAAUAUAGAAAGAAGUGACAAGUGCGUACAGAUGAGGCUGUCUUACAAACGUUUUGAAAAAUAUUCCGACAACUACAACUGGGUCUCUCUUGCACGUCCCACUGCAUUGGCUGGCACUGAACAUUUAAAGCACCUUUUGUUGACAAGGAACGCAUCACCAACUUCCUAUCUGGGCCACACCGUCACACCUGGAGACCUCGAAUACGUGACCGUGGAAGGAGGAAUUGUCUUAAGUAUAGAGUCGAUGAAGAGACUUCACAGACUUCUCGGUAACUCCGAGAACUGGAGGUCAAAGUGUGAUGUGGAGGCCAUCUGUCUGAAACACACCGGAGUUCUUGCAGAGAACGCAGAGGAUUCUGAGGGAAGAGAUGUGUUUAACACUACUGUGCAUCUUAUCCAAGAAACAAUGUCUAAUCACCCAUGGCAAGUAGUAGAAGGCUGCUGUUCAGAUAUGGCUGUUACUUUUGAUGGACUGACUCCUCAUAACAUGGAAGUAAUGAUGUAUGGUGUGGACCAGCUCAGAGCAUUUGGACAUCAUUUCAGUGACACGCUGGUUUUCUUGCCUCCAGAGGAUUUAGAAAAUGACAGAGGGCUAAGGAAUAAUAGAACUGUGCUGUCCAAGAGCACUAGGAAUGUGGAGAAACAGAAAAAUCCACCAAAUUUUGCUAGUGAACAACAACAAAAACGAAUAGUUUUUGAACAGGACUAUGCAAAUACCUUGCCUGAUUUCUUCUUCUGA
Carlito syrichta (Philippine tarsier) is the source of this 1053-nucleotide messenger RNA. Its product is annotated as C1GALT1-specific chaperone 1-like protein. The record is from RefSeq and is a predicted model, not a curated record. Gene Ontology annotation, molecular function: N-acetylgalactosaminide beta-1,3-galactosyltransferase activity. NCBI's taxonomy places the organism in Eukaryota, Metazoa, Chordata, Mammalia, Primates, Tarsiidae.